GUGAUUUCCGGGGGAGGGCUUCCCCCCAACCGCCUGUCGGACUUCCGCUUCCUCCAGGCCUGGAGCCCGCCCCCCGUCACGUGACUCUGGCUGGAGGCCGGGAGAGUCAGCGCGUGCCUGGUUCUCACUGCCGUCCUCCGCUGCUCGGUCCCGGAGGCACCCGGGCCGUCUCGGACAGAAAGUCCAGCGGUUUGCAGAUGGCCGGGCCUGAGAAGACUGCGUCAGCCCUUCCUCAGAACGAAGGGGCCCAGGAAGCGGAAGUGGCGCCCCUCCUGUCGCCCAGCCUGAAGGGCAGCUGCUUCGACCAUCCCCUGCACGAGGGGCUCCUCCACCCCACCCGGCGCUGCCGCAGUCCUGCCUCAGCUCCAACUCCUACAUUGUCAAAGAAGCCCAAGGUGCAUGCAGCCAGGGACCUGUUCCCCACUGACUGGAGCCCGCCACCUGUUGAGUUCCUGAACCUGAGGGUACCGCCGGCCGGCAGGGGGGCCCGAGCCCCGAGGUGGGUGGGUGUGGCAGGGCCACAGGCCCUGAGGACAUGGGCCCACCAGCUGCCUGAGGAGUUAGAGCAGGAGCCCCAGGACUCAGACCCCCAGGGGAGUCUGGCCUCACUGGAGGAGCCGUUCUGGAACAUGGCAGGCCCGAGCCAGAAGGCUGCAGCUCCAGUGGUGGACAGCCACAGCUUGUUCACCUUUGGGGCCUCAGAGAGCUACGUCAAUAGCUUGGAUUACUUACUACAGGAGAAGCGGGACCAGGCCCUGGAGCGAGAGCAGGUGCUUCUGCAGUGCGGCCGCCCCCACCUCAGCUCCCUGGAUCUGGAUGAGGAUGAAGCGCCGCUCACACCUGAGCACAGGAUGCUGGUGGAGAGGUUCUCCGUGUCACUGCAGGUCAUCCCACCAGUACAUCCCGGGGAGACUGUGUUUCUACCCAGGCAUCAGCCCCUGCACUGCCUCCUGGACCGUUCACAGCUGAAGCCACGGAGCCACCUGGAAGAACUGUUCGUCAGCUGCCCACUGGCCCAGCAGCUCUCCUUCCUGCGCACGGGCCUCCUGAGCAACCUCUACCUGCACGCCCCCGACUGCCCUGUGGCCCUGCUCCAGUGGCUCUUCCAGCUGUUGACAUGGCCUCCAGAAACUUCUUCAGGAGCCUUUAGUCUCCUAUGGGAUCUCAGCAUGGAUGGGCUCUUCCAUCAGUCUGAUGGAGACAAGCGUUGGUGGUGCCCCUCGCUGCAAGAGGUCAUGGAAACAUUUCACAGCCUGGGAGCCUGCAGCCCUGCUCUGGGCCCAGAGGGGCCCUGUCAGCCCAGUGAGAGAGUGCUUAAAAACGACAUCAGCCUGAGCUGCAGUCAGUGGCAGGACAGCCCCCCAGAGACUGCCUUGGACAGUAGCUUGAGCUACAUCUAUAAGUUCCUGGCACUGUGUGCCCUGGCCCAGCCAACGGCCUACACCGACAGGGAGCUCUUGAACCUGAUCGAGCUGCUGUGCCGAGCCGGCCUAGACGUGGGGCUCCGCCUGCUGCCCAAGACGGAUCUUCAGCAGCUUCUGCUCCUGCUCCUUGAGAACAUCCGCGAGUGGCCCGGGAAGCUCCAGCAGCUGUGCCGCACCCUGAGCAAGGUGUCAGGUCACCACCACAACCUGCUGGCCCUCGUGCAGUGCUUCUUGGACGUGACCUCUCGGAGCAGGCAACUUCGAAGCCAGCUCAGCCUCGUGGUCAUUGCCCAGAUGCUGGACCAGCAAGAGACGCUCCCUCUCUGGCAAGAGAAGGCCCAGCUGUCUUCACUCAGCCAGCUGCUGAGCCUCAUGAGGCCAUCAUCCCUCAGGCAGCACCUGGGCUCUGAGACCUUGCCACCGUGCCAAGGGCAACAGCCAAAGGCCAGUGCUGAGCUCGACCACAAGGCCUGCUACCUGUGCCACAGCUUGCUGACGCUGGCCGGGGUGGUGGUCAGCUGCCAGGACAUUACUCCAGACCAGUGGGGAGAACUGCAGCUGCUCUGUGUGCAGUUGGACCGUCACAUCAGCACCCAUAUCCGGGAGAGCCCGCAGGCCAUGCACCGGACCAGACUCAAGGACCUAGCUGCCCAGACCUACAUCCGUUGGCAGGAGCUGCUGGCCCAUUGCCAGCCCCAGGCCCAGUACUUCAGCCCCUGGAAAGACUAAAGGAGCAGGGCACGGCUGCUGGUCCCCAGCUCUUGGCUCUGGCAGGAAGCAAACAGGCUUCAAGGAACAGGAGGGAGCGAAGAACAGAGGCCAGAGGAGGACUGGUGUGAUGAAGCAAGAGCCUGCCUCCCCCUGACCCCCACCAGGCAACAGAUGUGUCUCCCUGGCCCACCCCUCAGCCCUCCUUCCCUCCCAGUCCUCCCAGUCGUCUCCUCUGCCCCAAGGCCUUUGUACCCACUCUCUGUUUUCCCGGGGCCUCCUGGGCCCUCCCAACCCUCCUUCCUCUCUGGCGCUAAUGCGAGCUUUCUUUGUGCACACUAAAGUCUUAUUUCAGCAUCGGUGGUUUAGAAGAUUUCCUUCAAUGCCUAUCCUGAGGGCUCCUGCCCAGCGUCCAGUUUCCUGACAUCUCUGCUGGUGCUGGGCUGAGUUCCCACCUCGGACAGUCAUGUGACCUGGGCCUCUUAGGCCCCACCCCCUGCCCCAGAAGGCUGUUUGUAAAUCCUGAGGGAGGAGUAGUUACUCCUGUGGCCUGAGAGCUGUCAGAAACCGGGGAGCACCAAUAGGGAGCAUUUGUUUGGACCCGGUCUGGAACUACGCCCCCGCCACUCACUGCCCUCACUGGGGAGGAUCCAGAGUGAGCUGGUGGGUUAGGGCUGUAAUUACACUUAGUUCGGUGUAUCACUGAGUUCUGAAAUCAACUCCCCAGACUUAGAAGUGGGGUGGGGUGCCAAAAGACAGUUCUGGAUGCUUUCCCUCAGCCUUGCUCAGGAUUGGUUUGGUGGGCCCUGAUCCUUAAUGAAGUGCUGGGUAUCUUUGACCUGCCCCCCCUUGAGAAGCGUGUGGGCCCUGUGCAUCACUGGGGAGAUCCCUGGGUAUCCCCAUUCUCUGUCUACUUCUCCAAUCCCAAGAAUCCAUUUUAGCGUCAGGCUUCUCCUAACUCUGGGUUGGAAGAGGGUUUUGCAGGGGCCGUAAGAGGUGGAAGUAGCAGAGGAUGACCCUACACCCUUGGCCCGGGCCCACUCCUCAGCUCAAGCCGUGUCUGCCGACGGAGCUUCACCAUGGCUGGUGCUUACGACUUUCUGUGUUUACGUGCCCCUCUCCUUUGCUCUCAUGCCACAGGGGUAGGGUAAGGCAGGCUAACUAGGAGAGAGACUCCCCCCAAAUAAAGGACCUUCAGGACAAGUGGCUCAAUUUGCAGAACUGAAGGUUAGCCCAUCACUUCCUGGGCCUGUCUUAUUUAUUUGUUUGUUUGUUUGUUUUGUUUUAUUUAAGUAGGCUCCACACAUGGAGCCCAACGCAGGGCUUGAACUCAUGACCCUGAGAUCAAGACCCGAGCCGAGAUCAAGAGUUGGACGCUUAAUCGAUUGAGCCACCCAGGUGCCCCCUGGAGCUGUUUUAGACACAGCUGCCUCCCUCGCCCAGAAGUCUGGGAGCUGAGGGCAUCUAUAAUUCAGAGGGCAUGAGCACACGGCAGAGUGCUGGGUGCCAUACGGGUUUUUGCCCUGCCGUGCUCCCUUUGCCAAGUGAGAGGUGGAAGAAGUCCUAGGCCAGGGUGACUUGGAUGCCCAGGUGACUUGACCGAGAGUUCUGGUUUCUGUUCCUGGCCACAUCACAGGGCCUCCUGGCUGGGGCACCACUGAGGCCCCAGUGGCAUCAGGUAGGCCUGAGAUCGUCUGAUAAAAGAGCGAAGGCUCUGGUGAGCCAGCCUUCUUCACCUCCCUCCAGGCAGCUCCUGCUUCUGACACUGCACAUCCUGACAGUUAAUCCUCAGCUCUUCAGUUUGCUCUGGAAACCUGGAAAUCACCUUUGAAAUUUCCCCUCUUUGUUCUCACUGCCAAGGGCAGAGAGGGAGUAGGGAGGCCUAAGAGGCCAAACUGGGGAGUUUCCAGUUCUCGAAGCUGCCCCUUCAUGGCUCUGAGAAAGAGAUCCAUGCGGUCUAUCACCAUAGACAUCUGGGGCCCUUCUCCCCAGUCCUGGUCCUUGUGCACUGACCCCUCCUCCCCUGUGCCCCAAACACACUCAUCCCCAAGAGGGAAAUCGAUACCAAGGAGAAAGGAGGUGUUGGUGACUCUCAGUCCCUCCAGAGACCUAGCUGUAACCUGAGCAGAGGGGUGCGCUUCGAGGUCACCCAAGGGCGUCCCCUAUCCCCUGGGACAUGUAAUGGGCCCUCUCUGGAACUGGCUGGGAGCUGACCAGAUGGCAAACUGGUCUGGGACCAGUUAAAGACUCAGUCUCCUCUAGGCCACGAAUUCCACAAUGGUCCUGGCAGCUGCACCACUUGCCCUUUCCAGAUCCUUAAGCUCCUGGGAAAAGGCUGAGGGCUAUCCUCACUGAAGCCACUGGAAACGCAGCAUCCGGGGCUGGGAUGACGGAUGUUUUCCUGCUUCCUUUUGGUGAUGGUGGCAGGGAGGGGCUGGGAAGGGAAAGGCUUCCCAGGUGGACAGCUUUGAUAACUCUCCUUUAGGAGGAAGUAGAGGAAGUCCUUUUCCUAUGCCCCGCUCACCUCGGUCCCCAGGCCCUCAGAAAGAUCCCUGAAGGGUGGCUGACCCAGGCUUUCUCAUUUCCCCCGCUGUGGGCUGACAACAGCUCCCGGAUCCUUUGGGAAGUUGGCCAGGCAGUGCUAGCUGGAGAAUCCCAGGGUGAACCCUGGGCUCCACUCUGGUCCGAAAGCUGCCUUGCAAGAACUAGGGGUGAGGAGCUCAAAUCAGGGACACCAUGGCACAUGACCAAUGUCAUGGGGGAGGGAGCGGGGGCUUGCCUUUCAAAUAAGACUCCUGGGCCCAUCUGUAGGGACUGGCCUGAGCUGAGCUGCCAGUGGACUCUUGGAGAACCUCAGAAGGCAUUUAGCAUAUCUGGGUCUUUCCUUGACUUGGCCACAAGCAGGUGAGCAGGAGGGCCUGUUAGGGCCUAAGGCCUGAAGCAUGGGUACCUUAAAUAGAAUAUGCCAGACAGGCCCUAGAGAGACAUGACAGGUACAGGAGACUUUUCUUCUUCUUCUUCUUCUUCUUUUUUUUUUUUCUUAAUUUAAAACCCAGGAAUCCUCAUUUUUGACCGGUUGUGCUUUUAUUAAAAAGUAUGAAUCAUGAGCAAGUAGUCAUGCAGGAAACUUUAUCCUCUGCCCACCCACCCAUGGAAAAGGCCAGUGCUGGAAAUGAACAGAACACAGCAGGAAAUGAGUGAAGGUAGAAAAGGGGAGGAGGGGUGGGGGGAGCUGCAGCCUUAUCUUGGAGGAGCAUUUGAGAGGGAAGGGCUCCCGGAGUCUGUUAGCAGGAACAGAGAAGCCUGCCAUAACGUACAGAAGACUGUCCCUGCCAGUGAAACCAAACCACCUUUUGAAACUUUCCACUGGGGCCAUCUUGCAGGUGGAGCCAGGAGCUCAAGUCUCUGCCUGGUGGGGGUGGGAGCGGAGGUGAGGAAAAACAGCAGGAAACGAGCUGUUUAGGGCUUAAAGGUUGUCCAGAUGCACUCUGACUUGGUGCAAAGACAGAAUUGGGAGUCCCAAGACCUGAUUUAACAUUCUGACCUUGCUAAUUAUCUACGUGCCUUUGAGCAGGUUGCUUCAUCCUUCUGAGACGCAUUUUAUCUCUAAAAUCAGAGACACAAUACCUGCCCUUUUUUUUUUUUUUUAAGGUUUUAUUUAUUUAUUUGACAGAGAGCACAGGCAGAGGGAGCCUCAGAGGGAGAGGGAGAAGCAGGCUUCCCGCUGAUCCCAGGACCCUGGGAUUAUGACCUGAGCCAAAGGCAGAUGCUUAACCCACUGAGCCACUCAGGCACCCCAUACCUGCCUUUUGAACAGUCGUCAUGAGGAAUAUGUGAGGAAAUGUAUGUGAAGGCAGGUUGCAAAGUCUAAAGCAAAGAACAAAUAUUGAGCAUCCGUUUACCUCCACUUAAAAAGACGCAGGGUCUAACCUGGAGGAGGGGGGUUACACCCAUCUCCCUCCCAGCCCGCUGAAGCACAGAGCCUUCCCUGCCCACCCCAUGCUGUUAACUGUCUUGCCCUCUAUCUCCAGCAUCUCCAAGACCACAGCUUUUUUUUUUCCCCCCCUCUGGUGGAAAGGAGCUGGGAAAUGUGGCUUUGGCCAGUGCGGGAGAAGGGGCCUUUAUGUGUACCAGCAAAGACCCAAUUGUUACUGAAUCCAAACUGGGCUGCUUUUCCCAAUUAUCUCCACUACUCUUCUGGUCUCCAUUUUCAGAUGCCAAGUUUU
Messenger RNA from Mirounga angustirostris (Northern elephant seal), 6358 nucleotides. It is a transcript of the gene FAM178B, whose product is annotated as family with sequence similarity 178 member B. The record is from RefSeq and is a predicted model, not a curated record. Gene Ontology annotation, cellular component: nucleus; site of double-strand break. The transcript is spliced from 17 exons. Gene Ontology annotation, biological process: DNA damage response; protein localization to site of double-strand break; positive regulation of double-strand break repair. NCBI's taxonomy places the organism in Eukaryota, Metazoa, Chordata, Mammalia, Carnivora, Phocidae. Bases 198 to 2153 code for a protein of 651 amino acids.